Brassicogethes aeneus is the source of this 1615-nucleotide messenger RNA. The record is from the annotation of a GenBank genome assembly. Lineage: Eukaryota; Metazoa; Arthropoda; Insecta; Coleoptera; Nitidulidae.
UUUAAAAGGUAACCGAUUACACAGUCGGGCCGAAAUAACGUCGAUUUUUAAUUUUAAUAUGUCGAAAAAAAAGCUGGUUCAGGCUUUUCGGCGGGCUAUUAGUAGUACUCCUAAGCAAAAAGUUAGGGUUUUAAGUGCUAGUGAUAAGUUGGAUGUGUUGCCUUACAGUGAAGUGCCGGGGCCUAAACCUAUACCCUUACUAGGAAAUAAUUGGAGAUUUUUGCCUUUAGUUGGUGAUUUCCAGAUAGAACACAUCGACAAAGUGUCUUUUAGACUAUACAAAAAGUUUGGUAAAAUUGUCAAGAUGGAAGGUCUGCUGGGCAGACCAGACAUGGUGUUCCUCUUUGACCCAGACGACAUCGAGAAAGUUUUUCGCCAAGAAGACAGCAUGCCCUUAAGGCCUUCCAUGCCGUCCUUGAAUUACUACAAACAUGUUUACCGAAAAGAAUUUUUCGGCAACGUUGGUGGAGUAAUAGCAGUACAUGGAGAAAACUGGCAGAAAUUCAGAUCAAAAGUAAAUCAGAUAAUGAUGCAGCCAAGGGCUGCCAAAAUGUAUGUUAAGGCCAUUGAGUCGACCUCACAAGAAUUUAUUAACAGAAUUAAACAACUUAAGGAUGAUCAGGAUGAAGUACCUAAAGAUUUUUUAAAUGAAAUUCACAAAUGGUCUUUAGAAGCUAUUGCCAAAGUAGCCUUAGACCAAAGACUGGGAUGUUUCGAUCAAACCGCAGACCCAAACACUCAAAAAUUAAUCGACGCAGUAAACACAUUCUUCAUUAACGUACCAGUAUUGGAAUUAAAAAUCCCAUUUUGGAAACUCUUCAAUACGCCCACCUUCGUAAAGUAUAUUAACGCAUUGGAAACUAUAAGAGAAAUUUGCAUGAAGUACAUUAAUCACGCCUUAAAAAAUCCAAAAAAAGAGGAGAAUGCGGAACUUUCAGUAUUACAAAGGGUUUUAAAAAUGGACAAUGAUUCCAAACUGGCCAGUAUUUUAGCUUUGGACAUGUUUUUGGUGGGGAUAGAUACAACAUCGAAUGCAGUGGCGUCUAUUCUUUAUCAACUAUCACAGCACGAAGAAAAGCAGGAAAAUUUGCAUAGAGAAAUUUUGAGAAUUUUGCCGGAAACAAAUUCCCAAUUAACCAGCGAGAAAUUGGAGCAAAUGAACUACUUGAAGGCUUGCAUAAAAGAGACUAUGAGACUUAAACCAGUGGUUAUAGGCAAUGGACGAUGCACAACUUCCGAUAGUAUAAUUGCUGGAUAUGAAAUUCCUAAAGGGGUACAAAUAAUAUUCCAACAUUACGUUAUUAGUAAUUUGGAUGAAUAUUUUACGGAUAGUGCCAAAUUCAUGCCGGAAAGAUGGUUAAAAACUUGCCCGAUGUCCAAGGAACAUCACCCGUUUGCAUCUUUGCCCUUUGGGUUUGGAAAAAGAAUGUGUUUGGGAAGGAGAUUUGCUGAUUUGGAAAUUCAAACUGUUCUGGCAAAGAUAAUAAGAAACUUUAAAGUGGAAUAUCACUACAAGGAAUUAGAUUAUCACAUACAUCCAAUGUACACCCCAAAUGGCCCACUAAAGUUUAAAUUUGUUGAAAGAAAAUAAUUUUAAAGUGAUAUCUUUACCCAA